AGAGAGAAAUCCCCAUGGCUCCUGGGAUUUUGAAUAAGGACAAAGGCUAAGAAGUAGGAAAUAAAGAGUGAAAUCCUGUCAACACUGCUGAAUCUGAACACCAUCCUAAGAAUGUCCCAUCUCACUAAUUGGAAGGUCUCCCAAGUAAGCAAGAGCUUGAUGCCAUAUGACAAUGUCAGAGUUCCCUGUGACAGGAAGAAGGAGAACAAGAAGCAAGAGGAUCUGCCUGAAGACCAGCCCUCACCUCAUGGUCAGAUGCUGCAGAAGGAGGAAGGUGCCCAGAUCACCAAGGACAAAAGAAAGGAGACAGGAGAUGACAAGGCUGCUGAGGAAGGCCCUUCUCUCAGCAAGACAGACCCGCGAAAAGACACCAAGGCAAGCUUUGGAAUCAACCCUCGUUUUGUCCCAGUGUAUAGCUUACAGAAAACCAGUGAGCUAGGGCAGAUGAACCUCAUCUUACAAACUGAUAGUAGCGUCGUGGUUAAACAGCAUGGGCUGGGGAAGAAGCUAGCACUGUGCAUGGAUUCUAUAGCGUGGCAUUUCUCUCCUCGCCUCCUUGGAACAGAUUGGAAGCUUCCGAUCCCCCCAGGACCUGUUUAUCCACUGUUAAUCUCGAGUCUGAGCAUCACCAAAGCUGUGGGACGAAGCUGGGAAUUGUCUCCUCAGAUAGCAAAGAGCUUCCGAAUGCAAGACGUGCACAUGGCCCAUCUGCCCCAGCAGGGCCCUUUCCAGCACUUCAUGGACACAAAGGCCAAGAAGAGGCUGGCAGGCCGGAAGGAGCGCCACAGUCGCUAUGGAGACGUCAGUGUGCACAAGUGCUAUCAGUUUGGGCAGAUCUUCUCCCCUUUCCAGGCCCUCGCCACCACGGUGAGCAAGCUUUUCUUUUGCAUCAUUGCUCAGUCAGGGCUUCUCAACCUUGUUCAUUUCAUCAGCACCCCUAAGUCUGAAGAGAGCCAGCAUGUCAGGCCACCUGUAAUCCACUCACAGCUCAACAGCGUGCCCAGGAACCCAGGUCACGAACUUUCGCUCAGCAGCAGUUCUCAUCCUUUCUGA
Molecule: messenger RNA, 1053 nt
Organism: Ceratotherium simum simum (southern white rhinoceros)
Lineage: Eukaryota; Metazoa; Chordata; Mammalia; Perissodactyla; Rhinocerotidae
Source: RefSeq, a predicted model, not a curated record